GAAAAAUGCGUGAUUUUAAUCAGGCACUACGUUAAACAGCUAUGGCAAAGUAUGAGAGGGCAGUAGAGGAAGAGCAGAGGGGGAGAAGAGGCAUUGGUAGGAGAGAGGACAGCUGACAGUUUACUGAUAAUGUUUAGGUUAAUGUUUAGCCUGGGGACAGGCAGCUCAAGGCCCUGCAGCCUUCUGCACCUGCCGAGCAGCUUGAGGGCGCCUCCGCUCUGCAGCAACAACUCGUCUAAAAUGUCAUCAGACUCACACUGGCUCUCCCCUGAAGACCGGGAGCAGCUAUUGGUCGAGCUCAGGGCCACAGGGUGGAUGGAGGUGGAGGACCGUGAUGCCAUCUUCAAAGAGCUUCACUUUAAAACCUUUAAUCAGGCAUUUGGCUUCAUGUCACGGGUGGCUCUGCAGGCAGAGAAGAUGAACCAUCACCCAGAAUGGUUCAAUGUUUAUAAUAAGGUCCAAAUUACACUGUCUACACAUGACUGUGGAGGACUGUCAAAACGGGACAUCAAAUUGGCCAAAUUUAUUGACAAAAUUUCACUUUCCAUGUAGUUUUUUUUUUGUCUUUAGUCUGCAAUCUGUCACAGCCUUUGUAGAUACACUGAUUUUAGUUUCAACUCUUUAAAAAGACGACUGCACUACAGAGUUAAAUGUAUUUAGUCUUUCACAUGUGCAUAUUCUGCUUCUGAUUUUUGUCCCAAAUAAAA
Pelmatolapia mariae (spotted tilapia) is the source of this 707-nucleotide messenger RNA. Its product is annotated as pterin-4-alpha-carbinolamine dehydratase 2-like. Bases 130 to 552 code for a protein of 140 amino acids. Gene Ontology annotation, biological process: tetrahydrobiopterin biosynthetic process. The record is from RefSeq and is a predicted model, not a curated record. The transcript is spliced from 4 exons. NCBI's taxonomy places the organism in Eukaryota, Metazoa, Chordata, Actinopteri, Cichliformes, Cichlidae. Gene Ontology annotation, molecular function: 4-alpha-hydroxytetrahydrobiopterin dehydratase activity.